CUACAUAUUUUUAUUUAAUUCAUAGUAAAGGUACUGUAAAAUAGGUUGUGGGGUUAUUUUUUUAAUUGAAUUUAAUUGUUUCAUUUUUCUUUGUUUUUAUUUACUUACUACCCAACGUGCAGGAUUUCCCUUCACCUCAUUUGCAUACGACCGGCGCGACCAAUCAGACAGCGGUAUGAGUGACGUCGCGUAAUCUAUACGGCUAGAUUUUCUUUUCCACCUGUUUUGGAACUAUGGAACACAGCUUUCCCGCCUCCAGUGAACUUCUAACCAAUCCUAGCUCAGAACGCGAAAACUUGCUAGCCAAUAGUAGCACGAUAAUUGCAGAAGUGAUGCCCUAUUGGCCAAUCCAGCGCAUGGGCGGGGCUUUAGUUGGAAACGGGUUGGAAAUAAAUUCAGAGCGCGUCCGUGAGGCGCUGAAAUAAACUAUCCGAGUGUGCCGAGCUCUGAUCCACCAUCAGACCGAGCCGAGCCGAACCGAACCGAACCGAGCGAAUCACCCUGAUGUCAUGAACUGAAGCCGCCGUGCGCGCAGUGCCGGGUGGAGAAGCUGAAGUGCUGAGUGGAGCUGCACGGUGUUGUACGUGUGGUUUGUGGAUCCCCGGCUGAAGCUUUGAUGUGUCCUGCGUGCUGAUCACAGAUCAGAUUACCCGAGCUCCUCUGCGCUCCUGCUGCUUUUGAUCUGAGCUCUGAUCCUGAGCUGGAAGCAGAGGAGAGACAGAAGCAGCAGCAGCAGCAGUAGAGGAGGAGGAGGAAUGCAGGAGAGAAGGAGGUGAAGAGGAACCUGCUGGAGCAGCCUAGACUUCUUCUGAUCACCUUCAGGACCAAGUCACUGCUGAGUGAACAUCUGGGAGACCUCCAUGAUGGCGCAGCGGCCACAAAGGUCCACCUGGCAUUCUGUCCUGAAGACAUUUUUCCUGCAUUUAUUUCUAGUUGCCAUAGUGGCAGAGGAGAGACAGGAAUGCAGGGAACAGGAGUACAAGGACCAGUUUGGGAACUGUAUGGCCUGCAGGCAGUGUGACGCAGGACAAGAGCUAUCAAAGGAAUGUGGCUUCGGCUAUGGAGAGGAUGCCCGGUGUGUGCCCUGCAGAGCCAGCCGCUUCAAAGAGGACCGCGGCCCACAGAAGUGCAAGCCCUGCCUCGACUGCGCCCUCCUCAACCGCUUCCAGAAGGCCAACUGCUCCAGCACCAGCAACGCCGUGUGCGGCGACUGCCUGCCGGGGUUUUACAGAAAGACGAAGCUAAGUGGAUUCCAAGACAUGGAGUGCAUACCAUGCGGAGAUCCUCCACCGCCUUAUGAGCCUCACUGUAGCGGUCGUGUGAAUCUGGUGCCCAUCCCCGCCACAGUGACCAGCCCCAGAGACAUGGCCCUUGCUGCGGUCAUCUGCAGCGCCCUGGCCACGGUUUUACUCGCUCUGCUCAUCCUUUGUGUCAUCUACUGCAAGAGACAGCUCCUGGAGAAAAAACCUGCAUCCUUACGAUCCCAGGAUGGCCCCUUUGCUGGAGCAGAGCUGUCUUGCUUGGAUCGACGGCGAGUUCUUGAGUUUUCCCAUCAGCCCUGCUGUCACUGCCAUCACAUGCCUGGGCAAACUUGUGCCGGUCCUGUGCCCCUGAUUCCCUCUCUGGGCUGUGAAGACACAUGUAGUCAGGAACAAGGUCAAGACAACAGCUCAUUUCAAUCUCAAAGCAGUCUCAAUAUCAGCAGACAUGUACACCCAACAGUGGGGAGCAGCCAAGGUGAUCUGGAACAGACUCCAGAACCUCUUCCUGUGGAGUUCUCAGAGGCAUGGCCACUCAUGGACAAUACUGCAUACAGGACACACCCUCACUCUGGCUGCCCAAAACGACCCUCACCGCCCAAAACGAGCAACAACUCUUCUUCUUCAGAGGAGGAGGAUGAUGAGGAGGAAGAGAACGAACAAGAGGAAGACUGCUCACAUUCUGUCUCCACUAAACCCACUUCAGAUGUUCGACAAGAUGAAGACAGCUUGUCAGAUACCUCGCUCCUGUCACAGCAACACCUGUCUACAAUGGAAGGAUGACCUGGCCUUAUCUAACUCGUGUCUGCCCUGAAGAACGGCUCUGGAAGUGAAAAGCCCUGAGGAAGAUCCCGGCUCAGAUUACAGGAGGCCACACGCGCGCUCUGAAAGCAGGUGACGUGCCGUUACCUCCCGGCAGCCGGCGGCCCCCGGUUAUCCUACACAAAUCAGAACAGACUCUGUAAAUAAACAUAAGCAUGAUCUGUAAAAAACAGUAAAGCAGACGGAGUGAAAAGCUUGUGCAAUGCAGUGUUGAGAUGGCAGACACCUGUACAGAGUGCCAGAUCCGGCAAUGAAGAUGAACUGGAGUUAAGGAGUUCUGGAGUUCCUUACUUUGUGAGCAAAGCAAAGCAGAGAACUUGUGAUAUGAGAGGGGGGGAAAGAGAGAAAUGCACAUUACUGCAGCAGCGUUUGUGAAGAAAGUAGUUUGAAGAUACCUGUACUGAUAGGCUCAAAUGCUCUUAUUGUGUAUUCCUACCUUCAUUAUCAUUAGAACACAGGUACUUUUCUUUUGGUAACAAUAUUUGUAUAAUAAUUGUUUUGAUGCAGUAUGGUCUAUGUACACUCAUCCACAAAGAAAGAGUUGCAAAAAUAGUUGCAUACAGAAGAAAGUGUCAGAUUUUAAUACUAUUUAAUACUAUUCUACUACUGUCUUUGGCUACGUUCACAUUACAAGUCACAUUGCUCAAAUCCGAUUUUUUUUUUGCUCAGAUCCGAUUUGGCUGGAUGAUUGAUGGUUUACAUUCACAAAUGUUAAGUGACCUGUAUUUGUGUGUUGUGUAAACAAACCCGUCCCUGAAACGCCUCACAUGCACAUUGAUAUGUGUAUAAAUGUUGCUUUCUUCACAAACAAAAAAACGUCAGAUUUGAGAGAUGACUCGUAGCUUCAUGAAGGGACAUGGAUGCGCUAGCAGCUCAUAUUUGGAGCAUCUUUUGCUGGAGUGGUCUUAAGCCCACAGGGUUCUUGCACCAAAUUUUAAGUCAAAUUUAAUGCUUUUCAAGACCUUUUUAAGACUUCAAUGAAUAUAAUUUAAGAUCCAAAAAUGUAGUCAUAAUUUCUUUGCUAGAAAAUAAUGUAUUAAUCUAAACUUAAAGUUUUCCAUUUCCUCUUUUUUUAAGCUUAGUUCUUUCCCUGGUAACUUAGCUAACUUGUUGCUAAUGUUAAAAUAUAUAAGCUAGCUUGCUGAUAAUAUUAGCUAGCUCACCGCUAACGUUAGUAUGUUGGUUAGCUCACCUGGAGGUGAAAAAAGGCCAGGCGGAUUGCAUUUGCUGUUUUUGCAGCUAUAGCUGCACAGCUGCACCAAGAGAUGUGUGUGUAUGAGAGAGAAGCAUAUAGCGCAUGCAUAAAAGCAACAAGAUACAUUUUAAUUUGACUGUUUACAUUCAUGUCGCAUUUCCAUGGAUCGAAUACGUAUCUGAUUUAGGACAACAUAUGAAAGUGACUUUAAUCUGAUUAAAAAAAAAGAAGAGGAUUUUAGCAUGUUCAUAGAAACAUGAAAAAAUCAGAUCUGAGCCACAUUGAGCAAAAAAGUCAGAUGAGAGUCACUUCAGCCUGGUAAUGUGAACGUAGGUUUUGAGGCAUGCUCUUGAGACAGCAGCAGUAUGUGGAUGAGUCCAGUCUGGCAUGACUACCCACAAAGUUUAAUUUCUUCUGGGUGCAACAGUGUUUUUGAGAGUGUACAUUUACAGUCUAGGUAAAUCACGAUGCACAUAUGUGGUUUCUUGUUUGUUGCUUUGUAGAUAUUGUAAUAUAGGAAAUAGAAGGACAAUAUUUUUUAUAAUGUAGAUAGUCCAUGACCACUCACUUCUCCGAAUUAUUAUGCUUGAUGAGCACUUGGUUCUUUGUUCUUGAAUUUUAUUGCUUUACAUAUUUGUAAAUAAACCAUAUGAAACAAUACAAAAGGCCACAUUUUGUAAUUCAACAAAAUUCAUACAGUAUUCCUGAAACAAGUAGCUGGAACUUUUUUUUUUAUUCUUUAAGUCAAUAAACAAUAAUUAAAAACUUAACAAAUUACAGAGUAUAGUUUUUUUUUUUUUU
Messenger RNA from Astyanax mexicanus (Mexican tetra), 4077 nucleotides. RefSeq names its product tumor necrosis factor receptor superfamily, member 19 (gene tnfrsf19). The coding region runs from base 861 to 2042 and encodes 393 amino acids. The record is from RefSeq and is a predicted model, not a curated record. Gene Ontology annotation, biological process: positive regulation of canonical NF-kappaB signal transduction; positive regulation of JNK cascade. Gene Ontology annotation, cellular component: plasma membrane. Gene Ontology annotation, molecular function: signaling receptor activity; protein binding. The transcript has 10 exons. NCBI's taxonomy places the organism in Eukaryota, Metazoa, Chordata, Actinopteri, Characiformes, Acestrorhamphidae.